Messenger RNA from Lactuca saligna, 1071 nucleotides. NCBI's taxonomy places the organism in Eukaryota, Viridiplantae, Streptophyta, Magnoliopsida, Asterales, Asteraceae. The record is from the annotation of a GenBank genome assembly.
AUGUCAGACUACAUUCCUUCGGAAAUCCUAGUGGAAAUCUUAAAACGACUUCCUGUGAAGUCAGUGCUUCAACUAAGAUCCGUUUCAAAACCAUGGAAAUCUUUGAUCGACAGCUCUGAGUUCAUUGCUGGCUAUGGCGCCCACCAAACUCAGCCACGGAGUCUACUUGUAACGUACAAGAAUCCAGAGAGUGAACACCCUGACGAAACAUAUGCUUCAUUGGUUGAUGAUGAGACCUUCGUCCCACAAGAGAUCCGUCUGACAAUUCCUGUGCUCGCUAAACUACUUAUGCCAUCACGCGUAAUCGGUACCUCACAUGGAUUGGUCUGCUUGUCUGCUAAUGAUCCAUAUCAAAAUGAUCACAAACCUCUCGGAAGGAAGAUGGCUGUUCUUUGGAAUCCUUCAAUUAGAAAAUCAGUUGGUGUAACAGUGCAUGUUGCGGUAGUCGGAGAGUUCUGUCUAACAAUCCGCAAAUUAAUUCUCUUAAAUUCCCACAGCGUCAGAAGGAAAGACAUACCUGACAGUUUUGCACGACAGCCUUGUCCAUAUUUUUCCAUCUCAAAGGUGUCCGAGGCUCUUGUUGUGCUUAAAUACAAUACUGUGGGGAUCGGAGAUUGGGCUGUAUGGAUCGUGGAUGAUGGUGUUCCAAAUUCAUGUACAAAGCUAUUCACCAUUAGCAAUGUACCACGUGCAAUACGCUUGAGUACAGUACUGGGAUUUACAGAGAGGAGUGAACUUGUAAUUGAAAGACAAGCUGAUCAAGAUGUUCGUGGGUGGAGAAAGAGCUCGUUGUUUGUCUAUGAACCAUGCUCAAAACACAUCAAUGAUAUUGGGAUUGAUGGAAUCCAAGGUUCAUUUUCUGUUGGUUACUACAUGGAAACCCUACUUCUGCAUGAUCAGUCGGAUUCUAGUGUUUAUGUUGAAAAUGGUGUUGGACCGUUGAAUUUCCAGUCGUGGAUAAAUUCGCUGCCCGAUGAGGUCCUGUCCAUCAUGUCAACACCUCCCCUACCCAAUCGGCCCCGUGGUUUUUCCAUUUUAACUUUGCUAAGGAAACUUUGUAACAUCUUUUAA